AAAAGAUAUUAGUAAACAAGCACCUAUUAAUCCCUUUUAAUUUCAUCGUCUUUGGUUUUCCUCCAUCCAAAAUUUCCUUCGUCUACAAGUGCCCUGAUGUUGAGUUGCCGGCGGCCGGGCCCUUCCCCACCAAAAGACUCAAAAUCUUAACUUUUUCCGUUCCGACGUUUCCUGAUUGAUUGAUUUCCUCAAAAGCGACCGAUCCUUAACUUUUGCAGAACCCACCACUGCUAGCUGCCAUUCAAUUCCAUCAAGCUAGCUAGGAUCCAUUCUUUUCUCUGUUUCUAUAUAAAUACAGAGCUAGAAUAAUGGAGGGCGCCGCCAUCAGGAUUUGUUUCUGGGUGGCGAUCACGUCAGCACUGUUGAACAGCGGCUGCACCGCUGACCCCACACCUGUUUGUCAGUGCAGCUUGCCGCCGCCGACGCCGCCAUCUCCGCCUGCCGACCCCAGCACCUGCCCGCCGCCGCCGCCCAUUCCUCCUGCUACCCCGGGUAACGAGAACUUGCCAACGCCGCCGCCAACGCCGCCGUCAGGCUCCAACGACAACCCGCCGAGUUACACCCCCGUGACCCCACCUGCUAUUAGCACUGGCCCACCCGGCCCACCCUACAAUCCAUCACCGCCAGCUCCGGGCUACAGCUACCAGCCCCCCACAGGACCUGCGCCGCCACCGCCUAACCCAAUUCUCCCCUACUUCCCAUUCUACUUCCUACACCCACCUCCACCACCUGGAUCCUCCGCCGCCGCCGCCACACCGUCGAUUUCUUGCCUGCUCUUACUCCUCUUCCUCGUAUUAAUGCUCUCCCCCUCAUUUCCUUUUCCGUUGAUGAAUGCAUAAAUAAAUAAGUAAGAUCAUACAUGCUCUGUUUUUCUUCCAAGAAAGAAUAAAUUAUACUCCGUAUAUAGCUGUACGUCGGAGGAAUAUUCACAGAUCGCCGCCGCCGGCCUGCCCAUCCUCCGAUCCAAUCGAAGAAGAAUCUGAAAGCUGUGUGGCCGGCCUGCUGCCCGCCGGUCUCUCGCCGAUCCAGCUUUGUUAGUGGGGCCCGGCCGGUAAUCUGCAUAUUCUUGAUGGCAUUUAUGUCCUUUUGCCUUCCCUUUUUUCGUUUUACACAUUUUUACAUUAUUGUUUCCUUUGCCUAGGAUGUAACGAUCCAUACUGUGUGUUUAAUUAAUUAUUAGUCAAUUUUUUGUUUUGUAUUGCGUAUACUUUUAAAUUCAAAGUUUCUGAUGUAACGUCUCUUUCAUCCUUUCUUAUUGUUCAUUUGUAUCUCCUUCUCAUACUCCGUAUGUCACAUGUAAUCUUCUUGUUAAGAACUGUGUUUGUUUUAAAGUUAUCAAUUACUCCGUAAUUACUAGCC
This is a messenger RNA of Cuscuta epithymum, 1359 nucleotides long. Lineage: Eukaryota; Viridiplantae; Streptophyta; Magnoliopsida; Solanales; Convolvulaceae. The record is from the annotation of a GenBank genome assembly.